Molecule: messenger RNA, 358 nt
Organism: Ceratina calcarata
Lineage: Eukaryota; Metazoa; Arthropoda; Insecta; Hymenoptera; Apidae
Exons: 2
Coding region: 2-358 (118 amino acids)
Source: RefSeq, a predicted model, not a curated record
UAUGGUUGUAGGGUUCCGAUAUAAGGGCAAACUGGACCUAUUCCUUAUACAUGUUGUAUUCCAGCAGGGCCUGAGCCGCUGCUGCAUGGUUAAGAUUAAUUUGAUAGAAGCGAUAAAGCUGCGUACUGGGCGAUACGAUAGGGACAGGGACAGGAGAGGAGGUGUAAUUUAUGGGUCGGCGUUAGAAGGGGUUGCCUCCGCCCCCAUGCCCUUUUGUAUACUUGAGGCUUACAAACUGCUGUCGCGGAGGUACAGGCUUUCGCUGGGUGUCCCUGGCAUCCGCACUUAUGGCACCAUCCUUCCAUGUCAAUGGUUGAGGGGCAGUUGCCUCUCACGUGCCCAUACGCCCAACACUUAA